This is a messenger RNA of Durio zibethinus, 1231 nucleotides long. Its product is annotated as ethylene-responsive transcription factor ERF105-like. Gene Ontology annotation, molecular function: DNA-binding transcription factor activity; DNA binding. Lineage: Eukaryota; Viridiplantae; Streptophyta; Magnoliopsida; Malvales; Malvaceae. Gene Ontology annotation, biological process: ethylene-activated signaling pathway; regulation of DNA-templated transcription. The record is from RefSeq and is a predicted model, not a curated record.
CUUCCCCUUUAUAUAAUAACCACCACACUCUCUCCUUUCCACUCAAAUAAGUUUCCUCAAGGCUCCAAGCUUCCAAUUUUCACUUCAAUUUCUCUCUGGAAAUCAUUAACCACCUCUCCCAAAUGGGAUAUCCUGAAGAAACAUCAGCCUUGGAGCUCAUCAGGAAUUACCCCCUGACUGACUUUGCUUCCAUGGAAACCUUUCUUUCCGAUCUCGAUCACUGUACUUCCAGGGUCGCCACCGCUCAAACCUCCCAAGUAGCCAAGUUACCUCAGCUCAACCCAACUCAAGUCGGUAGCCCACACCAGCUAAAACAAUCUACUCUAAGCCAACGCCGUCCUUCUAUAAACGUGACAAUCCCACCAGCAAAAGUUAACAUAAGCUCAAAGCCAGCUACAGUUGAACCACCAGAUUCUAACGAGAAAAGACACUACAGGGGUGUCAGGAGACGACCAUGGGGGAAGUUCGCAGCUGAAAUCAGAGACCCUAACAGGAAAGGCGCAAGGAUUUGGCUUGGAACCUUUGACACCGCCAUAGAAGCUGCAAAAGCUUAUGAUAGAGCUGCCUUUAAGCUACGUGGAAGCAAAGCCAUAUUGAAUUUCCCUCUUGAAGCUGGCAAAUCAAAUUCCGCAGAGUCUGAAUUAACUGAGGAUUCAUUUUCAAGGAAAAGGAGAAGAGAGGAAGAGGAAAAAGAAGAAGAAGAGAGCCUGGAGAGUAAAGUAGUGAAAAGAGAGAAGGUAACGGAGGAAAAGGUAGUGGUGACAGCGGAGGCCAAAGAGAUGUUGACGGUGACGGAAAGUGUAACGCCGGGCGUUUGUUUAACGCCGUCAAAUUGGACGGGGUUUUGGGACAGCGAAGACAUGAAGGGAAUAUUCAGUAUCCCUCCGUUAUCUCCGUUAUCUCCCCAUCCUUCAUUUGGGUAUUCUAGGCUUGCGGUUAUGUAAGGCUUUUGACGGGUUUUACGGCUGCCGUUUACUAAAUCAGGAAAAGUUUGCUGAGGUGGCUUGUUGAAUUAUCCAAGAUCGAGAACGAAAAGGGAAAGUUAACUGUUAUCAAAUAGAAAACCAUGGAAAAGAAAAAAAGUAAUAUAAUAAAGAAGCGUGUUCAACUGUUAGUGUACAUAAAGUAGAGUCAAGCAUUCAAAAGGACUGCCUAAGCCUAAAUUUGUUGUUGAAUUAAAAUUAAAAUUGUAUUUGUUCUUUUAUUUAUUUAAUGAAUUUGUCUUUUGCUA